CCUCCCCAAUCUUCAGAUAGCAUCAUCAUCAUCUUCUUCUUCAACGCUUCUUCUCCUUCUUCGCAGCCCAACCAAGAGCGAGCAACAAUGGCGCUCUCCACUUUGACGCUCACCACUCCAAAACCUCACAACCCUUUGCAUGCCCUCAGUCCCAAGCCCUCCCCCCUUUCCAAGCCUCCCCCGUCUUCUUCUCCUUCUCCUCCUCCCUCCUUUCCUCCUCGCUUCUCUCGUUCUUGCUCCUCGCUUGCCACCAACGCGAGGAUGCGCGCGAGCUCGAGCUCCGCGGCGGGGAAGGCGCUCGCGCUGAACGUGGGAGUUGGGUUUUUGGCGGCGUCCGUUCUGGUUAUGAGCCCGCUGGAUGCCGACGCCACCCGGGUCGAGUACUACGCCACCGUUGGCGAGCCCACGUGCGAGCUCAGCUUCGCGAGCUCGGGGCUUGGCUUCUGCGACGUCGUGGUCGGUUCGGGCGUGGAGGUCCCUCGUGGCGAGCUUGUCAAUGUUCACUACACUGCACGAUUUGCAGAUGGCAGAGUCUUUGAUAGCAGCUACAAACGUGCUAGGUAUCUUACUAUGCGUGUUGGUGUUGGAAAGGUAAUUAGAGGACUUGACCAGGGGAUACUAGGAGGUGCUGGGGUGCCACCAAUGCAAGUCGGUGGUAAACGUAAGCUUCAGAUUCCUCCACAGUUGGCAUAUGGGCCAGAACCUGCAGGAUGCUUUUCAGGUGACUGCAAUAUACCUGCCAAUGCGACUCUCGUCUAUGACAUAAAUUUGGUGGGUAUCUACUCGGGAAAUGCAAAGUGAGGUCUAAGUCCCCUGCAUUAUAAAGUAAAUCUGAGGACGUUGAAGGUGUGUUGAGGAAUCGUACCAUUUGUGAGAUAUGGCUAGUCGAGGUCUAUGCAACAAACAAUGCUGGGGUGGAAGAGCUAGGCAAUAGUUCGAACAACUGUAUUCUAACUUGCAUUUAAGGCUAGCAAUGCCAGACACGACCCAUUUGCACGACACAUGGUGAUAUACCAAUUACAAAGGGAACAACCGAUCAUGACAUGACCCAACAUGCUUAACUUUAUAUGUUAACGUGAAAUAAUGCUUUCGCAUCGUAUUUCAAUUAUUAAGUACAUGGAAUCAAAAUUAAGAUGUUUUAGGCCGACGCAAAUUGCAAACACAAUUAUGACAUGCCAAACCAAAUUGUCAGCUGUACUUGCACUCGAGGGGUAUCUCAUUUAUUAGAAAUCUUCUUCUUGCCAGGCAAUUAGCCUUUUGUCGGCUAAUUGUCUGUUGAUUGUUAACUAAAGCUCAGUUCAAAUCAAAUGAUCAAAGUAAGUGAAGUGUUCGAGUUUUCAUUUGUACUGGAAACUAUUUUUCUUUUCCGGUUUCCUGAUCCUAAAAGCGUGCUUGGUCUAAUUGUUUUUUAUAUGUCAAAAUUUCUGCUUUUUCAUAUUUUAGGACAAGAAAAUUCUGAAAGAAAUAGAAGCUUCUUUUCAUUUUAGUUGGAAGACGAAAAAAAGCUGCAAUUGUGGGUUUUAGUUCUACAAGACUGUUCUUAAUUUAAAAACCAAAAGACAGAAAAGAGCUGCUAAUCGGUUUAUUUUUUCCAUCUGCUUGCAAUGGCCUUUCCUGUUUAAAAGUAAUUAUUGAAAACAUUGACAUUUAACGAAUUCAAUGGCAUGGUGACAUGAAAAGCCCCACGAGUGAUCUUCGGUGAUGUGGAGGAGAUCUUUGUAUGGAGUCAUACAUGACGUAUUUAGGAUUUGAUGCUGAGUUCAUUCUCCACAAAGACUCUGGAUUCACUGGAGGGCUCUAGCCCAUGAAUGAACGUGAGAGGAUGAGGUGGUUUUAUUGGCCCCCCAUUUAAUGUCAUUGGUCAUAAGUCCUGAAUAUCCAUCAAGCUACUUCCCUUGAAUUUCUAAAGCUAUUGCCUGACUGGAUGACUGAUUUGUUAAAUCUUUUAUAAUAAAGAUAUUAUUUUUCAAAGGCCUUUGGGAAAGAAAUAGCAUGUUGCACAUUAUUAUUUUGCCCACCAUUUUGACAUCGCU
Molecule: messenger RNA, 2033 nt
Organism: Eucalyptus grandis
Lineage: Eukaryota; Viridiplantae; Streptophyta; Magnoliopsida; Myrtales; Myrtaceae
Product: photosynthetic NDH subunit of lumenal location 4, chloroplastic
Exons: 6
Coding region: 88-801 (237 amino acids)
Cellular component (GO): chloroplast
Molecular function (GO): peptidyl-prolyl cis-trans isomerase activity
Source: RefSeq, a predicted model, not a curated record